Molecule: messenger RNA, 1809 nt
Organism: Chlorocebus sabaeus (green monkey)
Lineage: Eukaryota; Metazoa; Chordata; Mammalia; Primates; Cercopithecidae
Gene: OR52W1
Product: olfactory receptor family 52 subfamily W member 1
Biological process (GO): G protein-coupled receptor signaling pathway
Cellular component (GO): plasma membrane
Molecular function (GO): olfactory receptor activity
Source: RefSeq, a predicted model, not a curated record
CUCUCUCUGUUGCUCCCCAGCCCCAACUUCAACUCUCCAGCUGGUGUUCGGCAUCAAGUUCAGAACGUAAGCACCCUGCACCCCAAAAACCUAGCAAGUUUUCCCUUGCCACACCAAGCUCCCAGAUUCACUCCAGAUUCCAUCUGCCUCCCACUACGGUUUCUCCCUUUCUUUCUACUCUCCCUCCUCUCUUCCAGGAUGGUUGGUGCAGAGAAUGGGCAAUUGCUCAGAGCUAGGCAAACCUUAUUAUCACUGUACCCACCAGCUCUAUACAGCUGAAGAAGCUGAGGUCCAGAGGUCUUGCCCAAGGAUACACAGGCAGGGACAGGAUGGCCGGAAGCCUGAUUCCCCACCCUGCCCACAGCACUGGCUUUCUCCUCAUAGAGACUGAGACUGACUCUAUUUGGACCCUGAGGAAGAAAAGUAUUCAUCUCCGCUCCACCCUCUGCUGGCAUCCAGUUAGAAGGCUCUCUCUGGCUAUCUAUACCAGCCACUGCAGCAGGCAGCCUCUUCCUCACUACCCCUUCCUCCCACUACAAUACGUAUAAACUUUUAGGAGCAAAGGAUUCUCCUAUCUAAGAUAGAAUUUCGACUUUAAUUAUCCAUCCAAACCCCCACUAACCAAAAGUUAUAACCCUGUGAUCCUCCCAGCCCUGCACUACUCCUACACAUGUGCCAUGGAUGGGUUUGUGCCACUGUGACACCCCCAAAAUCUCUCCCCUUGUCUUUCCUAUCAGGAGUCAUGCCCCCCAUGAGCCCUCAAGUUGUGCCCACCACAGAAUGACAGAAACUCUACAACUCAAUUCCACCUUCCUACACCCAACCUUCUUCAUACUGACUGGCUUUCCAGGGCUAGGAAGUGCCCAGACUUGGCUGACACUGGUCUUUGGGCCCAUUUAUCUGCUGGCCCUGCUGGGCAAUGGAGCACUGUUGGCAGUGGUGUGGAUAGACUCCACACUGCACCAGCCCAUGUUUCUACUCUUGGCCAUGCCAGCAGCCACAGACCUGGGCUUAGCCACAUCUAUAGCCCCAGGGUUACUGGCUGUGCUGUGGUUUGGGCCCCGAUCUGUGCCAUAUGCUGUGUGCCUGGUCCAGAUGUUCUUUGUACAUGCACUGACUGCCAUGGAAUCAGGUGUGCUUUUGGCCAUGGCCGGUGAUUGUGCUGUGGCAAUAGGGUGUCCACUGCACUACCCUGUCCUGGUCACCAAAGCCCAUGUGGGUUAUGCAGCCUUGGCACUGGCACUGAAAGCUGUGGCUAUUGUUGUACCUUUCCCACUGCUGGUGGCAAAGUUUGAGCACUUCCAAGCCAAGACCAUAGGCCAUACCUAUUGUGCACACAUGGCGGUGGUAGAACUGGUGGUGGGUAACACAAGGGUCAACAAUUUAUAUGGUCUGGCACUUUCACUGGCCAUCUCAGGUAUGGAUAUUCUGGGUAUCACUGGCUCCUAUGGACUCAUUGCCCAUGCUGUGCUGCAGCUGCCUACCCGGGAGGCCUGUGCCAAGGCCUUUGGUACAUGUAGUUCUCACAUCUGUGUCAUUCUGGCCUUCUACAUACCUGGUCUCUUCUCCUACCUCACACACCGCUUUGGUCAUCACACCGUCCCAAAGCCUGUGCACAUCCUUCUCUCCAACAUCUACUUGCUGCUGCCACCUGCCCUCAACCUCCUCAUCUAUGGGUCCUGCACCAAGCAGAUCAGGAACCAACUCCUGGACACCUUCACAUUCAGAAAAAGCCCGUUAUAAUGUCCAGUGGUAACAAUGGAGCCUAAGAGUGGAGGUGAGGGGACACUCGGAGGGGAGUCUGGGGGU